This is a messenger RNA of Suricata suricatta (meerkat), 3599 nucleotides long. RefSeq names its product fat storage inducing transmembrane protein 2 (gene FITM2). Gene Ontology annotation, biological process: phospholipid biosynthetic process; lipid droplet organization; lipid storage. The coding region runs from base 71 to 859 and encodes 262 amino acids. NCBI's taxonomy places the organism in Eukaryota, Metazoa, Chordata, Mammalia, Carnivora, Herpestidae. The record is from RefSeq and is a predicted model, not a curated record. Gene Ontology annotation, cellular component: endoplasmic reticulum membrane. The transcript has 2 exons.
UUCCAAAGCGAAGGGCAAGACGGUAGCCGGGAGGACACCGGGAGGCGGACGGUGGCCGACGAGGUCGGGCAUGGAGCAUCUGGAGCGCUGCGCAAGGUUCCUCCGCGGGACGCUGGUGCGAGCGGCGGUGCGGCGCUACCUGCCCUGGGCGCUGACGGCCUCCAUGCUGGCGGGCUCCCUCCUCAAGGAGCUCUCCCCGCUGCCCGAGAGCUAUCUCAGCAACAAGCGCAACAUCCUCAACGUGUAUUUUGUCAAACUGGCCUGGGCCUGGACCUUCUGUCUCCUCCUGCCUUUCAUCGCCCUCACCAACUACCACCUGACGGGCAAGGCCGGCCUGGUCCUGCGGCGGCUGAGCACCCUGCUCGUGGGCACGGCCAUCUGGUACGUCUGCACAGCCCUCUUCUCCAACAUCGAGCACUACACGGGCAGCUGCUACCAGUCGCCAGCCCUGGAGGGGGUCAGAAGGGAGCACCAGAGUAAGAAGCAGUGCCACGGGGAAGGAGGCUUUUGGCACGGCUUCGACAUCUCCGGCCACUCCUUCCUGCUGACCUUCUGCGCCCUCAUGAUCGUGGAGGAGAUGGCUGUGCUGCACGAGGUGAAGACCGACCGGAGUCACUGCCUCCACGCCGCCAUCACCGCCCUGGUGGUGGCCCUGGGCUUCCUGACCUUCAUCUGGGUGUGGAUGUUUCUGUGUACGGCCGUUUACUUCCACAACCUGUCCCAGAAGCUGUUCGGCACCCUGUUCGGUUUGCUGGGCUGGUACGGCACCUACGGGUUUUGGUAUCUGAAAUCCUUUUCCCCAGGACUUCCUCCCCAGAGCUCCAGCUUGAAUUUGAAGCGAGACAGUUACAAGGAGUAAGAGAGAAACAAAAGGGCUGGGAGAUAGCAGGGCAAUGGCUAAUGUAUUUUUUCCUUAUUUUUCUCGGUUACUUGACUAAAUUAUCGGUCGUUCUGCAGUGAGGAGGCUCACCGGGCGGUUUUGGUGACUGGUGGUGGAGUCUGGGGAGGGACUUGAAUCCCCACACUUCUUGGCGAUGUCAUCUUGUGUCACAAACACCACCCUUCCCAGUCAGGCACUUUUUGUCCCUGGCAAGACUUGACCUUAAUCUGGAAUGUCCCUUUUGUCUCUAAAGGGCAGAGCUAAGGCUCAGAGAGAGGACGGAAUCAGGAGGGCCUCCACCGUGUGGCUGAAGGGGAGGCUGGGGCCUCAGUGCCCUUCUCUGCUACCGUCAUGCUCUCUCUGAUUCUGGUCGUCUCGUAUUUUAAUGGCUGAUUUAAUGCUGUUAUUGAAUAAUAUCGCCCUCUGGUCAGCUUUGCGGAAGCGUUUAUCUCCAGCAGGGUUCUUUAGAAAACACCCACCUGCCUGAAAGACACUCUCAGGCUGUGGAAUUUGUUUAUCCUCAGAAUGUUCCAUAUCACAACUGGCUUGUGAUUAGCUGCCAAAACAGUUCAACUCAAGUGCCUGCCUCUGUGGCUGAGCACUGGAUGAUUUUUAUGUAGCGAAUGUUGCCAGUUUUCUGUCCGUGUGGCCCAUUAUGUAUUGGUUUUUGGAGCAAUAAGGUUACCUUUUUGUCCCUACUAUUUUGAGCAAAACCUUUAUUGUUUCAAUAACAGCUGUGGGAUGUGUUCUUUGUUCGUAAACUCCUGACCAUGACCCACAGCCCCGCUGCUGCACUUUGGCACGUGUGUAGAUAGCUCUGACGGUUUUCUUAGAACACUACUUUACUUCUUAUAAACCAGACUCCUGGCUGAUGGUGUUAAAUUCCCCCUCACUUCAUGGGGCUGUUUUCUUGGUUAAGAGUAAAACCUGAAAGCAGACAUUGUAAUCAUAGCUUGAUGAAAUUUAAGCUGAGUCAGGGUAACUUUGCAAAACGCGUUCUUGCCCUGAAACUUUCCUGACCACACAUCAGUGGUGUCAACUGAACGGCGUCCUUCAGACUCGGCUGAUAACUGACCGGUCUGCUGUGGCCCAAGGAAUUUUUACAUUUUGGACAAGACCGUGGUAAAUCAGAGGUGAAGGAAAAUGUCUCCCGUUGCCUCUGAAGCCGACUGUUGGCAAAAAUGUCCUUCUUAAAUGUUGGUGUGAGUUUGGCGCCUCCCUCCAACUCGUUCCACCCCCGACAACACGAGACCCAACCUGGGUCCCCUCAGCUGGCCUUGAACUCGGCCCUUCCUUUCCCCUUUGCACACUUCUCAGUGUUCAGCCUUGUUCUUCUGCAACCUGUCACCUCCACCCACAGAGGUACUUACAGCUCUGUGCUGGGACACGCCCCUCCCCCCGCCACCUCCGCAGGUUGCAGGCUGUCUCUUUACUGUCUCUUUAGGCCUUUUGUACCCAGCCCCUCGCAUUUUGGGUGGUCAUCCUGGAAGCUUACUUCAUGCUCCUCCUUUCCCCCGAAGUUAAGCCCGACAAGCACUACACUUGACUGCCUUAACUCAAGCUUACACUGUUAGGAGCUUGAGGCCUGGGAAAUCUUCAGGGUAAACUGUAUUUCAUAUAAAGAUGUAUUUAAAAUAUGUAUUUGGUAUCCCAUCAGGCUGCAUGUUAAUUUGUAUCGAUCAAAAUGUGAGGGGCGAUACGCUGUACCGAAAGGUGGCAGAAAUGCUGGCUCCGAGAUCUCAGCGGUGUCACCAUGGUGCUCUGGGAUGUUGGGAGGCCCAUCAUUUCAUGGGGCCCAUCGUAUCUUGCCAGUGCUCCCCUUUGGAGUUUACGUCUGUGAACUGGGAGCAGAGGGGAGUUCUGGGGGCGGGGGGGGGGUGGGGCUUGUUGAAGGGAUUGAAGUCUCUCCUGAGUUUCAUGUUCAGCACCAAAAGGCAACAGGCACAAGGUGACUCCAUGUGUCCAUUUGUCACCCUUAAAUAUCCAGACAUUUCCCCUUGCAGAUCUGCUUGAGGCUCAGCAUUGAAUGAACUCUGCGGAAAGUGUCAGUUAUGGACCGUUGUGUAUGGAGUGGUCUUCCGCCGCUUCCUGCUCAGUGUUAGGCCCUCACCUUUUCCUUGGGAACGUGCUCCCUACCCCUGUGUGAGACAGCGUGGUGUAGCUGGGAGAGUCUGGGCUUAGGAAAUGUGAGAUGCGGGUUCAGAUAUUGGCACCACCGCUGAGGGCUGUCUGACCACGGGCAGGCUUCAUGUCCGCAUCCGAGGCGUGCAGAUGACCCUGGAGGAUUAAGGGAAAUGAUGUAUGUAAGACGCCCAGCACGUGCGCUUAGCAGACCACAGUCCCCGUCCCCUUUUUCCUUUACCUAAAGCCUUUAGAACUUCUGACUCCUUGGAGGAGGCAGGGAAACUAACAUCUACUUUUGAGUACCAUUUGGGGUCUGGGUCUCCCGUUGAAGUAGUCUUGUGUCAUGUGAAAAGUGUCUGUCGUCCCCAGGUGCUGAACAAGGGGCUCCAAAGGGCAUCUGUGAUCACAGAACACCGCCAUGCUUGUUUGGUGUCUCGGCGCUGAGGUUCACUCACUGACGCCUCGUUUUCCGUGUGCAGCUGUCAUAGUCUGAGUACCAGAUUGUAUUUAGAGUUUGGCUCCAGCCACUGUUACAUACACACAGAUCGUGUGUGUAAACAAGCAAAUUAAGUAAACUGGAGAUAAUGAAAUCCCA